This is a messenger RNA of Anoplopoma fimbria (sablefish), 1513 nucleotides long. It is a transcript of the gene cyc1, whose product is annotated as cytochrome c1, heme protein, mitochondrial. The coding region runs from base 41 to 964 and encodes 307 amino acids. Gene Ontology annotation, molecular function: heme binding; electron transfer activity. Gene Ontology annotation, biological process: mitochondrial electron transport, ubiquinol to cytochrome c. The record is from RefSeq and is a predicted model, not a curated record. Lineage: Eukaryota; Metazoa; Chordata; Actinopteri; Perciformes; Anoplopomatidae. The transcript has 7 exons.
UUGCUUCACUUUUUCAGUGAAUCCACAGCAGGAGAACAAGAUGGCGGCGCUGCGAGUCUCGGUGCUGUCGGGCAGCGGGAGAGCCCUCCUCUGCGCCUCCAAACACGUCCAGACCCCCGCGGCCAAAAUGUCCUUCGCCAGUUUGCCUCGGAGCAAGAAGGUCGCCCUUACGACAAUGGGCGUGGUCACAGCCGGCGGGGCGGGUCUCGCCCUGAUGCUGCACCAGUCCGUCAAAGCCUCCGACCUGGAGCUCCACCCUCCUAAUUACCCCUGGAGCCACGCUGGACCUCUGUCCUCUCUGGACCACGCUAGCAUUCGUCGUGGUUACCAGGUGUAUAAACAAGUGUGUUCAGCCUGCCACAGUAUGGAGUACCUGGCUUUCAGAAACCUGGUGGGAGUGUCGCACACAGAGGCCGAGGUUAAGACCAUCGCUGAGGAGGCUGAGGUAGUGGACGGUCCUGAUGAGAGCGGAGAGAUGUUCACCCGGACAGGAAAGCCGUCGGACUACUUCCCAAAGCCCUACCCCAACCCCGAGGCCGCCCGCAACGCCAACGCGGGAGCCCUGCCUCCAGAUCUCAGCUACAUCGUCAAUGCCAGACACGGAGGAGAGGACUACGUGUUCAGCCUGCUGACAGGAUACUGCGAACCCCCGGCAGGAGUGGAGGUGAGAGAGGGACUCUACUACAACCCCUACUUCCCUGGACAGGCCAUCGGCAUGGCCCCGCCCAUCUACAACGAGGUGCUGGAGUAUGACGAUGGAACCCCUGCAACCAUGAGCCAGGUUGCUAAAGAUGUGUGUACGUUCUUGAGGUGGGCCGCAGAGCCAGAACACGACCAACGCAAACGCAUGGGACUGAAGCUGCUGAUUGGUGCCGGCAUCCUCGUCCCUCUGCUCUACUACAUGAAGAGACACAGGUGGUCUGUGCUGAAGAGCAGGAAGAUCGCCUACAGGCCUCCCAAGUAAACGGAAAACAAACUCACCCCUAACCUGGGCCUAAAACCUACCAGAGAGAGGGGCCGCGUUCAACGACCCCACGACGCUCGCCUCAUAACAAUCACAAGGACAAAAAACUGACAAACACACACAUAUGCCUUUCUAGGAUGUGGUAGAGAAAUGCGAAUAUAUAUAUAUAUGUUUAUUUCUAAAGGAAGAAGGCCUGUUUUUAGUUGUUGGAGUGGUAGAACCAAUCGUGUGCAUCUGGAACACUGCGGUUUGUGUCAGAGAGUUGUGGCGUUUUUGAACGCAUCCCCCCAUACAAAAGUUUGUUUGUUUUAUCAGGCAGCAGUUCAGGUCUGGACAUCCGGUAUCAGACCGGCCCGAUAAGUUGCUUGACUGCCCGUCUUUGUAAGAUACUAAAUAAUCACGCAGGCGCCGAGAAAUGGUUGCAUCAAAGUGUGUAACCGCUUGAGUAAAUCCAUCCUCCCCGUGUCCUCUCCACAAAGCCGCUCGGUGGAUGCAAUGCAACCUCUGAACCUCUGUUUUGCUGUACAAAAUAAAUUAUCUUAAAGGAAA